Molecule: messenger RNA, 1901 nt
Organism: Procambarus clarkii (red swamp crayfish)
Lineage: Eukaryota; Metazoa; Arthropoda; Malacostraca; Decapoda; Cambaridae
Product: plasma serine protease inhibitor
Molecular function (GO): serine-type endopeptidase inhibitor activity
Source: RefSeq, a predicted model, not a curated record
UGUUCACCUGGAUAUUAGCACACCUGCCGCCUCCACACCUGCAUAUUACUACACCCGGAUAUUAGCACACCUGCCGCCUCCACACCUGCAUAUUACUACACCCGGAUAUUAGCACACCUGCCGCCUCCACACCUGGUGAUCGUGUCCGGUGAGGAUGACGUACCGUGACCUGCUCCAGUUCGUGCUGGCCGUCGUUCUGGUCUCCCUGACGCCUCUUGCUCGCGCAGAUAUCCAUAGUUGCUUCAUGGAGGAGGUGCCCGAGGUGCCCCAUCCGGAGUUCUCUAAGGGCGUGGCCAAGUUCGGGAUGAACCUCUUCAAGAGGGUGGUGAGUGCCCAGCAAGAGAAGCAGCCAGGAGAGAACACGGUAAUCUCACCUUACAGUAUCUGGAGCGCUCUUUGCCUCGCCUUCUUCGGUGCCGAGGGUCGAACCAAGGACCAGUUGGCUGGAGCUCUCCGGCUCAGUACCAAGAUCUCCACAUUCAGCCACUGGAGGUUCCUGGACCAAAUGUUAUCAACAGCAGGAGGAGUUACCACGGCUAAACCUUCCGGCGUCAGGAUUAACAGCAAGAUCAGCAACAACGGAUACACCAGCAGGAGCAGGAGCAGCAGCACCUCCACCUUCCAGAGCACUAACAAGGCCUACUUCUCCCAGGACAUGAUCCUCAACACCUGCCUGACGUCGUAUCUACCGGAACUGAGACUCCUCGACUUCUCCAGACCCGUCGAGGCGGCCGAGAAGAUCAACACGGACGUCAGCCAGGCCACCAGGGGCGAGAUCACCAGCCUGGUCGAGCCACAACUACUGACCAACGUAGACUUCGUGCUUCUCAACGCCGUGUUCUUCAGGGGCGCGUGGAAGACGCAGUUCCCCGCCGGGAACACCGUUACCAGAACAUUCUACGCGGCGCCGGACCGGCCACUGGGCCUCGUGCCCAUGAUGACCACUGUGGGCAGGUUCAACUACGCCUACAGCACCCCGCUGGACGCCUCCGUGCUGGAGCUGCCCUACGAGUCCGGGUUCUCACUGUUGGUGCUGCUGCCGGCGGUGGACGUGGGGCUGCCGGAGCUGGUGGUGGAGAAGCUCAGCAGGAGGAGGCUGCUCGAGGCCAGGAGCCUCAUGGCUCUCACUGAAAUAGAAAUCACCUUACCUAAGUUCUCCGUGACCUCCUCCAUCUCUGACCUGCUCAAGCAGGCGCUGAGUGACCUGGGAGUGGUGGACAUCUUCACGGGGGCGGCUGACCUGAGAUCCUUCACCAACACCAGCGGCCUCCAGCUCAACACCGCCAUCCACCAGGCCACCGUCACUGUCUCAGAGGAGGGCACCGUAGCCGCCGCUGCCACAGGUCUGCUGGGGACGCGCCUGGGACCGUCCAAGGUCACCUACGACCGUCCGUUCGUCUUCCUCCUUGUGGACAACCUUAUGGACGUCCCCGUCCUAACAGGAGUUCUCAACCGGCCUCCCACGGACGCUCCCUAAUCACCCACGGACUCUCACGUCCUUACCAACAAUUUACGGACAUGUGUAUGCGUCUGUCGUCGUUCCAUGACAUUCUACUAACCACGGACGUCCCCGCGAGAUCACUGGAAAAAUGACUUCCCCCUUGGUCACUGAUUUACCACGGACACGGGACGCGGACAUGGCUUUAUUACGGACGUAAGACACGGACACUGGCCGAUAUUAACCUGUGACCACGGACAUUCACUGAUGUUUGUUGCUAUAUUACGAACUGUUUGUGGUCACGGACACAGACUGUGACGUCUGAUCACAGACUGUACUCCAGACUGUAACGGACGUGACACUCGUAUGUCCUCACAUUACCACGGUCACACUCUCAUUACCACGGUCACACUCACAUUACCACGGUCACACACACAUUACCACGGUCACACACACAUUACCA